CGGACCCUGACUUCACAUCACCGGCUGGCUCCCUGCGCUCCAGCCUGGGGCAACAGGGUCAGUUCAGCCUCCUGAUCGUCCCCGGGCUCCCCGGACCCUAGGUCCCCGCGGGAGAGCCUUGCAAAAUGAAGCUGGUUUUGCUGUUACCAUGGGCGUGCUGCUGCUUGUGCGGGUCGGCGCUGGCCACCGGCUUCCUCUACCCGUUCCCGGCAGCAGCCUUGCAGCAGCACGGCUACCCGGAGCAGGGCGCCGGCUCCCCCGGCAACAGCUACUCGAGUCGCCGGCACUGGUGCCAUCACACCGUGACGAGGACAGUGUCCUGCCAGGUGCAGAACGGCUCCGAGACAGUGGUCCAGCGAGUCUACCAGAGCUGCCGGUGGCCUGGGCCCUGUGCCAACCUCGUGAGUUACAGGACUCUCAUUAGACCGACCUACCGGGUUUCCUACCGCACGGUGACUGCGCUGGAGUGGAGGUGUUGCCCUGGAUUUACCGGAAGCAACUGUGAGGAGGAAUGUAUGAACUGUACCCGGCUUAGCGACAUGAGUGAGCGGCUGACCACCCUGGAGGCCAAGGUCCUCCUGCUGGAAGCAGCUGAGCAGCCUUCAGGUCCGGACAAUGACCUGCCGCCCCCGCAGAGCACUCCACCAACCUGGAACGAGGACUUCCUGCCGGACGCAAUUCCCAUUGCGCAUCCCGGGCCCCGGAGGAGGAGACCCACAGGGCCAGCUGGACCUCCAGGACAGAUGGGACCACCUGGGCCUGCAGGGCCUCCAGGUUCCAAAGGUGACCGGGGCCAGACAGGCGAAAAGGGCCCAGUGGGACCUCCAGGUCUCUUGGGGCCACCAGGACCACGCGGGCUUCCUGGAGAGAUGGGGCGCCCAGGUCCACCAGGCCCUCCUGGCCCAGCAGGCAGUCCUGGCCUCUUGCCAAACAGUCCCCAAGGCGUCCUCUAUUCCCUGCAGACACCUACAGACAAGGAGAAUGGAGGCUCCCAGAUGAACCCUGCUGUUGUAGACACAGUGCUGACUGGCGUCCCAGGUCCCCGGGGCCCCCCAGGUCCCCCUGGUCCCCCAGGACCACAUGGUCCCCCAGGACCCCCAGGAGCACCUGGAUCCCAGGGCCUGGUAGAUGAGCAGGUUGUGACAAGGCCAUCUGGUGAGCCCGGUGUGAAGGGAGAAGAGGACAAAGCCACCAACGCAGAGGGAGAAGGCGUGCAGCAGCUUCGAGAGGCCCUGAAGAUCCUGGCGGAGAGGGUCCUUAUCCUGGAGCACAUGAUCGGGGUCCACGAUCCCCUGGCCUCCCCUGAGGGGGGCUCUGGGCAGGAUGCAGCCCUGAGAGCCAACCUGAAGAUGAAGCGAGGAGGUCCUCGCCCCGAUGGUACCCUGGCUGCCCUGCUGGGCCCUGAUCCCGCACAAAAGAGCGCAGACCAGGCUGGCGACAGGAAGUGAGAGUCUCUCUCCCUGUGCGAGCCCAGCCCUGCGGCUGCUUCCUGAAGACUCCCCACGUGGGACUGGGCAUCAGGCAGGGCCGAUUGUGGAGGACACUGGGAGCUUGGGGUCCCUGGAGAGAGAUGGUGCUCCCAAAGGCACGACCCAGGCUUCUUUUGCCCCUGCCCCUACCUCCCACUCCCGCUGGAGACGGGGGCUGGGUGGGCGUAGGAGAAUAUCACAGUUCUCAAUGGCU
Messenger RNA from Apodemus sylvaticus (European woodmouse), 1683 nucleotides. RefSeq names its product collagen type XXVI alpha 1 chain (gene Col26a1). The record is from RefSeq and is a predicted model, not a curated record. The coding region runs from base 126 to 1448 and encodes 440 amino acids. The transcript has 13 exons. NCBI's taxonomy places the organism in Eukaryota, Metazoa, Chordata, Mammalia, Rodentia, Muridae. Gene Ontology annotation, molecular function: protein binding.